Molecule: messenger RNA, 1342 nt
Organism: Arachis ipaensis
Lineage: Eukaryota; Viridiplantae; Streptophyta; Magnoliopsida; Fabales; Fabaceae
Product: putative WRKY transcription factor 40
Biological process (GO): regulation of DNA-templated transcription
Molecular function (GO): sequence-specific DNA binding; DNA-binding transcription factor activity
Source: RefSeq, a predicted model, not a curated record
CUCUUAGAAUUUUUUUCUAACACAUGGAGUUGAAUUGAACAAUUUUACUACUUGUUAGAAUUAAGAGAGAAGAUUCUACAUACUUUGCCAUUAGCUUUCAUUGUAUUUGGUCCAGAACAAUUAUUAUAGACACUAUUGAAGAGUAGCCACGUAUAUAAAGGAAUUGAAUUUCUAUCAUCUUACUCUUCAACUACGUACCCAAUUCUUUAUAUAUUUAUUAUUAUUAUAUCACCUUUUUUGUGGAACAUACACAAUUACUAUUAGAAUAUAUGUUCUUAUUAUAUGAUUCAUAUAUAGAUAGAUCAAUUCAUCACUGAGUUGUGAGUAAUUGAAGGCUGUUCAACUUCAACUUCAACCUACUAUAUCACAAUAAUGGAUGAAAAGGUGGAAGCUCUUCAAGUGGAAUUGCAACGUGUGAAAGAGGAGAAUAGUGCUCUAAGAUUGAUGUUUGAGGUUCUAAGCAACAAAUUCAAAAGCCUUCAAUCCCAAAUUCAAGAUAUAAACAAGGAAUCGGAGCAAAUAAUAGGCUUCAAUAAUUCAAUGCCUAUUGUUGACUCAACAAAUUGCAAGAGACCAAGACUACUAGAGUUUCCGACAGCUAAAAGGCCAUUGCAAAUCUUUGUCAGAAUCAACCCCAAGGAUGAUACUUUGAUGAUAAGAGAUGGAUACCAAUGGAGGAAGUAUGGACAGAAGGUUACCAAAGACAAUGUUUCACCAAGAGCCUACUUCAGGUGUUCCAUGGCCCCUAGUUGCCCAGCCAAGAAGAAGGUGCAAAAAUGCAUACAUGACAAGUCUAUAUUAGUUGCAACUUAUGAUGGAGAGCACAACCAUGCUGCAAUUCAAGAUUCUUCAAUGCCUUCUUCAUCCACUCCCAAAGGCUCAGUGGUUAAUAAAAAUAACAAUAAUAAUAGUAAAAAUAAUAAUGAUUUACCUCUUCCAAUCUUAGAAAAUUAUAAAAAAUGGUCUCAUCAAACAGAUUCAAUAAGACUAUGUUGUGAUGAUGUUACUAUGCAAAAAAGUAACACCAAAAUUGAAGAAUAUGCAAAUUCCUUAAUCAAAGAUCCUGAGUUCACUGCAGCAUUGGCUGAAGCAGUUGCACGCACCAUCACUGGUCAGAGUAAGGAACAAGACCUAAACCUCAAUUUGGGGUUCCAGCAGGGUGAUGAAAACUGAGAUCAAUUAAUGCAAUUGUAUAGAGAUUUUUUAAGGACUUCAAUAGUAGCAUAGUUUGUCAAAUUAGGAUGAAUUAUUAGUUUAGUUUGGUAAAUUGCUGUAUUUAAAACAAUGUAAGUUUAAUUAGUUUUAGCUCAUGCAAAAAUUAUGUGAUUGGUGUUAACUUCUC